Molecule: messenger RNA, 636 nt
Organism: Lactuca sativa (garden lettuce)
Lineage: Eukaryota; Viridiplantae; Streptophyta; Magnoliopsida; Asterales; Asteraceae
Source: RefSeq, a predicted model, not a curated record
AUGAGGCAACAUAGGUGGUUGGAUGCGGUGAAGGAUUAUGAUCGUGAGAUCCUUUAUCACCCAUGGAAGGCCAAUAUGGUGGCUGAUGCUUUUAUCUGCAAAGCAGCUGCCACCCUGAUCAGAAACGUGUGUAUGAGGAUGACCGUGAUUACUCCGCUUCUGGAGCAGAUUCGGGAAGCACAUAUUGAGGAUAUGAAGGAGAAGCAUCGGAAGAGCAAGCAUAUAGUGGGUCAGAUUUUGAUGGAGGAUGCGCACAAGUCGAGGUUCUUUAUUCAUCCUGGUGCGACGAAAAUGUAUAAAGAUCUUCAUGCUGGUUAUUGGUGGUCCUACAUGAAGUGGGAUGUAACCUGGUAUUCUUGUUUAGAAAUGGGAAGAUAUCAUAACGGACUUCAUUACAAAGUUACCAUGGAUGGCGCACGGAGUGGAUUUGAUAUGGGUCAUCAUGGAUUGAUUGACCAAGAGCGCGCAUUUUAUCCCGAUCAGGGGAGUAUCUCUGCGGAGAAGAUGGAAGACAUCUACAUCCAGGAGGUUGUGGCACGAUAUUGGGUUCCGGUUUCAGUUGUUUCAGAUAGGGAUAUUCAGUUGUUUCAUGAGGUUGUGGCACGGUAUUGGGUUCCGGUUUCAGUUAUUUCAUGA